Eriocheir sinensis (Chinese mitten crab) is the source of this 2226-nucleotide messenger RNA. RefSeq lists its product as uncharacterized. The record is from RefSeq and is a predicted model, not a curated record. Bases 439 to 1929 code for a protein of 496 amino acids. Gene Ontology annotation, molecular function: cysteine-type peptidase activity. The transcript has 2 exons. Gene Ontology annotation, biological process: proteolysis. NCBI's taxonomy places the organism in Eukaryota, Metazoa, Arthropoda, Malacostraca, Decapoda, Varunidae.
AUAGAGCUACCAUCAGCAGAGUGUCCCGUAACAACGGAGUGCCAGCCCGUGCCUGCUGCCCCAGUAACUGCCUGUAUAGAGCUACCAUCAGUAGAGUGUCUCGUAACAACGGAGUGCCAGCCCGUGCCUGCUGCCCCAGUAACUGCCUGUAUAGAGCUACCAUCAGCAGAGUGUCCCGUAACAACGGAGUGCCAGCCCGUGCCUGCUGCCCCAGUAACUGCCUGUAUAGAGCUACCAUCAGCAGAGUGUCCCGUAACAACGGAGUGCCAGCCCGUGCCUGCUGCCCCAGUAACUGCCUGUAUAGAGCUGCCCUCAGCGGAGGAAGACUGCCGCGACGCACAAGAAACAGUCGAGGAACGAACGUGCGCGCCACCAACCCCGAACACCGACACGUCGGUCCUUAGGAACGUCACGAUCCCCCGAAGGUACAGGGACAGAAUGAAGGGCCGCGGAGGUGUUGUGGGGCGCCUCCACGAAGACCAUCCCGUCACCAUUGAGUAUAAUGAACGAUGCGGCGUAAUGAAGCUUCGGGGCCUCGCCGAUGACGUCAGACGAUGCCAGGACGACAUAGAUGGCACGAUAAAGACGUGGCAGAGGGAGAACAGCAAGAAACAAAUGACGAAGAAGGCGGCAGCGAACGGUGCCAAGAGUGAAGGCAAAGAAACAACACCCCGACAAGACACUAAGCCUGUGCGUGCCCCCGACACCCGGCAAGACCAGGCCCGUAAGGAGACUAACGCCGCGACAACUGGCGCCAAGAACGAAGGCAAAGAGGUAACAACACCCCGACAAGACACUAAGCCUGUGCGUGCCCCCGACACCCGGCAAGACCAGGCCCGUGAGCAGCGUAAAGCGGGGACGAGGAGUGUGUGUGCCCCCGACACCCGGCAAGACCAGGCCCGUGAGCAGCGUAAAGCGGGGACGAGGAGUGUGUGUGCCCCCAACACCCGGCAAGGCACUGAGCGUGUGUGUGCCCCCAUCACCCGGCAAGGCACUGAGCGUGUGUGUGCCCCCAACACCCGGCAAGGCACUGAGCGUGUGUGUGCCCCCAACACCCGGCAAGGCACUGAGCGUGUGUGUGCCCCCAACACCCGGCGUACGGCCACGGCCAUUCGCAACGCACCGUCGCCCCAAGACACGCGACCCGAGGCGCGGCAACACCCGCCGGCGGCUGAUGGCGCCCCGAAAGAACGCCAAAGGAAAGUUGCUAAGGAAGCCGUCAAAGGACGCUCUAAAGGAAUUGCUAAAGGGCCAUCUCAAGAAGCCCCGAAAGGCGCGUCCCAUGACACUCCCGAAGGAGCGCCGAGGGAAGCUCAGCCCUGGACGUUGCUGCCGCCGCCGCGCCUGCGCAGCCCCGACCGGCGGGACAUCCUGGGACAGCGCUGGCUGUCUGAUGACGUCAUGGACCUGGCCCAGGAACUGCUGCAGCGGCAGUUCCCGAACACUCGCGGCUUGUACGCCAGCGGCGCCGCCUUCACCCUGCCGCCCCUGCAGCCCGGCAGCGGAGCGCUCUUCCUGCAGGUGGUGAACCGGUCCACGCCGAUGAGCCUCGCCUCCAUGGCGGACUACGGCCGCACGGGGGGCAGCCACUGGCUACUGCUGUCCUCGUACGGCGCGGCGCGCCCAGGCCAGCUGGCCGUGUAUGACUCGCUCUACGACACGCUCUCCGCCUCCACGGCCGCCCUGGUGCGGCAGCUGCAGGAGCUGCACACCCCGCCCCCGGACACCGUCAUGCGGCCCGUGCAGCGCCAGCGGGACGGCUACAGCUGCGGUCUCUUCGCCCUCGCCUUCGCCUUCAGCAUCGCCCACGGCCAGGACCCUUGCCGCGUGCGCUACGUGCGGGCCCGCAUGGCGCGCCACCUGCUGGCGUGCCUCGAGCGGGGCACAGUGACGCCCUUCCCCAGCGAGCCCAAGGACACGAUGGGCUAAGAACCUUCACCUUCAAACACAGAGAGGAGGACUUAGGCAGCGACAGGAAGGAUAAAGAGUGGGUCUCUGCUUCGCCUCUGUUGACAGCUGUGUCCAGUGUCGCGACAACUGCUGGAGGUGUCUUUCAGCAGUCCAUAUGUUUCAGUAUUUACUUCAUACUUUUUCUACAAAUCAAAAAGACGUUAGUACUCUACAUUUUAUCUUCGGAGCUUCAGCAGGAAUGGCAGGUAUUUGUGCACAAACACCGAAAGAAUAAUUGAUAGAACUGAUAACAUUCAAGACUCUUAGAUUUAUGAG